Molecule: messenger RNA, 150 nt
Organism: Caenorhabditis elegans
Lineage: Eukaryota; Metazoa; Nematoda; Chromadorea; Rhabditida; Rhabditidae
Gene: F59C12.4
Exons: 1
Coding region: 1-150 (49 amino acids)
Source: RefSeq, marked reviewed
AUGCCAGAAACACCGGCAUUGACAGGCGAAGGAGCAGCUCGUGGAUCAUUUCACAAACAACCACGGCGGCGAACUUGGGCCGAGAAGGUCAAUGAGGAUCAGGCCAACUGGAGAUCGACAAGCGAGCUGAAAUGGAUGAAUGAUAAAUGA